Messenger RNA from Ascochyta rabiei, 4836 nucleotides. RefSeq lists its product as uncharacterized. Gene Ontology annotation, cellular component: membrane. Gene Ontology annotation, molecular function: metal ion transmembrane transporter activity. The record is from RefSeq and is a predicted model, not a curated record. Gene Ontology annotation, biological process: transmembrane transport; metal ion transport. Bases 1 to 4836 code for a protein of 1611 amino acids. Lineage: Eukaryota; Fungi; Ascomycota; Dothideomycetes; Pleosporales; Didymellaceae. The transcript is spliced from 2 exons.
AUGUCGUCUGUCCCACCAUUCUUGUGGGAGAGCGAGAGUUUGCAAAACGAUGUGUUCAUCAGACCGCCUAGAAGACCUGACAGAGUCACGAUGAAGGAUACACAUGCCUAUGCAUCGUUCGGGGACAAUGGGACGACUGUGAGCGUUAACGGUUAUGGGAAUAUCAUGCAGAUCACCCGGUUCCUCAACUUCGGCGCUUCAGGCUUUCUUUGUGUGGAUUCGCAAUACGCGACACCCUUCUACGUACAAAGCCGUAUGGAAGAUAUUCUCGAGUCGUGCACAAAUCCACAAAGAGGUCUCAGACUUGACAUUGUUGACUGGACUACGUUCCAACCUGUGCCCUCGGUGGGCUUCAUGUACGAUCGGUGGCCACGGUACAUCUUCAACAACAAGGAACAAAAUCAAGAUUCCGCAGAUCCUGCACCAAAGUUUGCGACUAAGCCAGUUCAAGUGGACAGCCCGACAAAGACAACCCCUGAGAUGGCACAUGGCACGAGCGAGGUUGAGACAGUCAAGACGCUAGACGCAGGACCAGCGUUUCCGUUAUCAAUCCAGUACUUCUGCUCUGAAGGCAGCGUGGUACAAACGUACCUCUUGAACCUCGGUGAAGGAGGAGUCCCCCGCGACAAAGUCCAAUGGGGUUCCAUCUCUCUCAAACCCGACAUUUGCUUCAGGGGUCUGAAUUUCGUAAACGACAACUCCGAAUACGGCACAGAUUUCACGGAUCUCGAUAGUCUCAGAAUAACGGAUGACCGCUGCAAGCUCUUGGUCAUAGGAACCGUACCUGAGGACCUCACGGAGAUCCGAGACGCAGCCCAGUCAGCGGAGAACAAGCAACAGAAGUCAUCAGUUGCGGUACUGAUUGUGUCGCCUUUUAUUGGCGGCAUAGCUGCUGAAAUUGAUGAUGGAUAUUGUAUAACGUUGAAAGAUAAUAAAGACGAUGCUCGACUCGAGCUGACUAUAGUGUACACUGUCAAAAUCUUCGAACAAGGGAACAUUGACGUUCUGAAAGAGCUGCAGAUAUCAGCGAAUGCUGAACCACAUAAUCCUGCGUUAGCUGCUAUGAAGGAUGUCUUCAGUACCGCGUCCAGCUUCCAGAAGAUCUAUUUUGCUCCAAGCCCGCGUUCUGACUUUGUUUUCCGCCGUAACCUGGAACACAUUCUCUCUGUGUGCAGCAUCCCAAUUCCAUUGGAUUCUGACGCAGAUAUAACUCUGCCGGUCGACUUCAAAGGGCCAGCGAUUGCAAUCACCUGCGGAGAUAUUGCAGGUCAUUGUGUCGCAUCGAGAGCGAGCCUAUCUGCUUUCCAGUUUCUAUGUUCUGCUCUCACGUACCUAGACCCAAACUCAUCUAGCUCUGAGCGAAUCCGAUCACGGAACAGAAGGGUUCACCUUGAUUCGGGAAAGGAUUUUUCCACUGAGGGAGAUGCAGAAACAUUGACAGAAAAUGAUUUUGACCAGAUACCGGAGACAGAAGUGGAGCAACGCAAUCCAGAGACAAGAUAUGUUCCGGAACUCUUCCGCCGCGUGCGCCGAGUAUUGAAAGGCCACAUUUCCUGGAUCUGCCAGAAAACAGACUCGUGGGAAGACGGAGCAUUCGCACCUCACUAUUGGGCCACUGGAAAGAAGAUCCAGAACCUCGACUAUCUGUCAUCGUCGUCUUUAGUUGACACUCCAUUGCAGCUGAUUAAGGUUCUACACAGCCUUUCUGAACCAUGGAUGUUCAGCUCCGAAGCAAGUAUCUGGAUUGAGGAGAAAUUACGGUCUAAAGUUCACUUCUGGGUGGAAGGUCUACACAACUCGAAUCAACGCGGGACUUAUGCAUUUCCUCGUGGAAACGAAGAAUCCAACAUACCGAGCCAGGACACAAAAUUCAGUCUAUUGGACCAUGUGAUGAUCAGCAUGGCUUUCAGAUGCAUUGAAGAGCUCCAUCGCCGUGUGACCGAGCCAAAUAUUGGCCCAAUAUGGACUGACGAGCCCCGAUGCUACUACACUUACAGAGAAGUGCGGCGAAAGACUCUCAAACGUUUUACCACUGAAGACCCGACCUCAAAGCAAAAAGUGCUUGCAACCAGCAGAUGGUCUGGCGACACCAGGUUUCUGUUACACUCCAAAGAUACAUUUCUCUUUUCGGCAGCAAACAUGCAAUUUUUCGAUGAUCCAAAGACGGGAACACGUUCUUCGGAGCAAAGAACCAAGCCCGAAACAGCAGAUGCCUGGCGAUUUGCUGAUAAACGGUGGGCGAAGCUGCUUGACGCGCAGGCAUAUCAGGAUGAAUUUGAGCUCCUGGAGUGGAGUAAACCUUUGUGGUAUACGAUAAUAUACGUCCUUGGAUGCAAAGGUCGUCGAGUAGGCAAUUACUCGUCCGAGGCUUUGAUAAGAGAGGCAAACUCCACACUUCUAGACUCAUCUUGGUACAAUGGACUUUCCGCUGGUACCCUUGGAUAUAGGCGUAUGCCGGCGUGCUACGAUAGUGAGUUGGAUCGCGAUAACCACUGGCAUGCUGCAUUCGAAACACCCAACAUUAUGUGGAGUUGUGGGACUGCAAGUAACACCACGACGAUACGACUAGAGACUGGCAAAGCCUCAUUACCAACGUCGAGUGGUGCAAAUGCGUUGAGUUUCAGAGACAACUCGAGGAUCGCCCAGAAGGUUCCAAAAUAUGUACCCUUCCUCAAUCUCAGUCCCCCAAAGGAUCAGCUGGAUCGCAAUGUCUUGUCAGACGAUUGGCUUCAGAGCCCACCUGCUAUCUUGAGUUUCGAAACAAAAGCCAAUGGAAGCCAUCGCGAUGUGGCCGUGGACCUGGACGACGAGAAGACGGAGGAUGGGCAGAUGAAGCUGAUUCUGAAUAUGGUACAAGGAUGGAAGGAUGACAAUGCUAAGAGAAGUAAAGCCGAAGGCAGAGCCAAGCGCAUCAUUGGCAUGUUUUCAAGCAGAAAGAAGCCAGGCUGGAACGGCAUCGUGGUCGAUGUCCCAAAAUACAGUUUGGGCAGUGAAUUAUCCGACUGGCAGCCCAAUGCAAGAAUGCGUCUCAGAAAAGACCGAAGUGUGUGGGAGUCUAAGAAACGCAUCAUCUGGCUUUCACAUCGUAACCGAGCAGAGGCACAGCAGGUCUACAAGUGUUGCUCAGACGUGGAAGGAGACAACGUCAUCUCUUUCUACGAACGACACCUUGAUUCAGAAAGAUUCUUUCUCGAUAGCGCCACAGCAGCGCUGAAUGAAUGGGAGACAGAGCUGCAUCUGUCAUAUUACUCUGUUUCUCCUUCAAAAGAGGGGUCUCUAUAUCACCUCAAGGGACAUGGGUACCUCGCGUUGACCGCCGUCAGUUUCCGCUUCUCGGGCGACUUUUCUGACAGGUUCUGGACAUGUUUACUACUGGAGCAUCAUCCGGGUCAGCGUGGUCGAAAGACUCUCGGCACACAUUUACUUCCAGUUCCUGAAUGUGGCAUCAGAGGUGAUCUGGAUCUUCUGAAGGCCCACAGAGGAUGCGGGGUAGCGGAGAGACGAGAGCAACGAGAAGAAGACAGACCAACGAAGCCGUGGCAACAGCGUAGAAUCCUCGAGCUUCUCAUCUACAGCAAAAUACUUGAGGGUAUACGUAAGAAUACGAUCGACAUUCUUGACGCCGUAAAGGCAUUAGCUCUUCAAUCGAAGGAGACGCCUUCUGAGCACGAGAAGAGCUCUGAAGACAAUGAGUUCGAAGGGGCCAUCGAAGAAGCUAAGCAGCUUCAACGGUUGGGCGACAAAGAAGAGUAUACCUCGAUCGCAAGACAGUGGAGGAGGUACAUUCAGAUACUCGAUGUCCUAGAAGAGAGUCUAAUCAAAAACAUUGAGAAGAUGGAGGAAUGGCAACGGCGAGAGCAGGACCGUCAAGAUCAACAGCCGCGUUGGACUGAGCGAGAUAAGCGCAACCACUUUACGACGAUCUUGAGGCUCAAGAUCUUCACUGAGAGGCAGACACGUGAGAUUAAGCGCUUGCGAGAUAAGGUGCAUUCUUUCCAGGAGUCUUUGCCUGGCCAGUUAGAGUCCAUCCGAGAGGAUAUCAACUUCCGCGGAUCUCAAAGUAUCAACCUUUUCACGUACGUUACCGUCGUUUUCCUCCCCCUCGGAUUCGCUACCGGAGUACUUAGCAUGAACGGCCUUCCUGAUCACUCUACAUCUAUGAACCUCGUGUUCACAGCUUUAGCAGCACUUGCGCUUACCUUAGUCAUGUUGCUUAAUGCGGAGUUCGUCAAGGGAAUGGCAGCGCCGGUAGCAGAGGUGUAUCGGUCUUUCGUUUAUUCCAUGUGCUCAUUGCUCGGUCUGCGGCAGUUGUGGCAGAUUGUCAAGUACGCCGUCUUUCAUAGCGUUGUUAAGCCGUCUAUAGCCCACCGCGCUCAGUACCGCAGGCGCCAGAAAGAGAAGCAGGUGGCACCAGCAACACCAUCGCAGCCGCAACAUAAUUCACUAGAGAACGGACCACUGGGUCCAGGGCAAUUGCUUCCAAGAAAGCUGGGCGACCGUCAGUUAAACAAGGAGCAACAACCAGCCACCACUGGGUCACGAUCGCAUAACCCCAGUACUGAAGUACCAUCAAACGCCGAGCAACACGACAACCGAGGAAACUUCCCCAAGACCUUGCCUAAUAUCUUCAAGGACACAGAGAACUUCUCGUUCCGAGAAGCUGUGGAGAAUGAGGAAGAGAAGCAAGAAAAAGGCCUCCCCAAGGGAAACGAUAGAAGGAACACAAACCAACACGGCGCAGUUCCACAGGUUCCCAACCAUGUAGGAAUCAGAAUCCCAGGGGAAAGGCGCGACUUAGACGUGGAGAAAGGUCUUGGUCAUGCAGCUGAGCCUUGA